This is a messenger RNA of Moesziomyces antarcticus, 651 nucleotides long. Its product is annotated as N-acetyltransferase NAT13. Bases 1 to 651 code for a protein of 216 amino acids. Lineage: Eukaryota; Fungi; Basidiomycota; Ustilaginomycetes; Ustilaginales; Ustilaginaceae. The record is from RefSeq and is a predicted model, not a curated record. Gene Ontology annotation, cellular component: NatA complex. The transcript has a single exon. Gene Ontology annotation, biological process: mitotic sister chromatid cohesion. Gene Ontology annotation, molecular function: acyltransferase activity, transferring groups other than amino-acyl groups.
AUGACCGCUACUGCUGCCUCCACCUCGUCCUGGCCCCUUCCUGCGAUGAGCUACGACUCUCGGCCUGCUGCGCCAGUGCGCUCGCUCCUUCCCAAGCGCAUCGACGUUGCGCAACUGACGCCCAACAACCUUGGCCAGCUCCGCAAGCUCAACAGCGUCCUCUUUCCCGUCCAAUACUCGGAGCGCUUCUACAAGGACGUCCUCGAUCCCGAUGCUGCCGAGAUCUGCAAGCUGGGCCUCUUCAAUGAUGUUGCCGUCGGAACCAUCUGCUGCCGUCUCGAACCGGUCGACAAGGAUACCGUGCGCAUCUACAUCAUGACGCUCGGCGUCCUCGCUCCCUACCGUCGCCUCGGCAUCGCUUCGGCCCUCCUCCAGCACGUGCUGGACCACGUCGCGCCAGGCAAGGAGAUUCAGAUAAUCGACAAGGAUGCGCCCACGCCCAAGCCCAAGAAGGACAAGAACGGCAAGGAAACCAAGGUCGAAUCCACCAAGAAGACCGUCAAGAUCAGCCAGAUCUAUCUGCACGUCCAGACGUCCAACGACGAGGCAAGGACGUUCUACGAAAAAUUCGGCUUCAAGGUCGCAGAGACAAUAGACAACUACUACCGCCGCAUCCAACCCGCCAGUGCAUGGGUCCUCCAACUCCAGUAG